GGCGGCAAGAUUAUCGAGAUUAAAUGUUGAAGGAGCAUUGGAGUGUGUUCAUCUUUACUGUAGACAUACACGGAGAUUAGCGGAAAGCAGAUGUUUCUCUGGGUGUCACUGAGUGGACUGAUACCCUAUGUCAUUGAUCCACAAUCCAUAGGUUCCCAGUUGCAUGUGACGGACACCUGUUAGCCAGGCCAAGAGGAGUAGCAGCCUGUCCACACCGACACAGCCCAGUCCUAUUCUAUUCAACUACAGGCUCCAGUAUGAGUAGUAAGAAGCUGCUGGUGGAUGUGGACUGUGGGGUGGAUGAUGCUCAGGCUAUCAUGAUGGCACUGGCCACCCCUUAUGUAGAGGUCCUGGGCAUCACCUGUGUCCAUGGUAACACCAAUUUGGAGAACGUGUGCAAGAACACGCUGCGGGUGCUUCAAGCCUGCAACAGACUGGAGAUCCCAGUAUUCCGUGGUGCUGCCAAGCCUAUCCUGGGGAAUGUGAUCAGUGCGGGAAACUUCCAUGGUCAGGACGGGUUGGGGGAUGCUCCAGACCCAAACGCUCCGGGGCUGGACAUGCUGCAGAUGGAAGGAGCGGUAUCUGCACUGAUCCGGAUAGUCAACGAAAACCCUGGAGAGGUAUCUCUGGUGGCCACGGCUCCCCUCACCAACCUAGCUCUGGCUGUAAGAAUGGAGCCAUCCUUCCCCAGCAAACUUAAAGGCCUUUACAUCAUGGGAGGCAACACAGAGUCCAGAGGAAACACCACAGUGUGUGCAGAGUUUAACUUCGCUGCCGACCCGGAAGCAGCUUACAUCGUACUGAAUGACUUCCUGUGUCCCACUUACAUAGCCAGCUGGGAGUUCACCUGCCUCAGCAAGCUGCCCUGGUCGUGGUGUGAUGACUGGCUGGCCCAGGAGUCAGAGAAGGCUCGCUUCAUGGCCCAGAUCUUCCGCCACAGUAUGGAGGAGUCGUACAGUGAGCGCUCCCAGGCGGAGAUGAUUGACGGCAUGGGCUUUGUGUCAUGUGACUCCUACGCCAUGGCGGCAGCUAUCGACAACACCUUUGUCACAGAGAGCGACCACAUGGCGGUGAGCGUGGAGCUGACGGGCACACACACGCGUGGCAUGAUGAUCCUGGACACACUGGGCAUGCUGAAGAAGACUCACAAGGCCUUCGUCAUGAAGAAGGUGAACAUGGUGAGGUUUGAGCAGAUGAUGAUGGACGCUCUGAAGUAAUCUCUAGGUCUGCUACAGCUAACCACUAGACUGUAGAAGUAAACUAACCACUACACGUGAGCAGAUGAUGAUGGACGCUCUGAAGUAAUCUCUAGGUCUGCCACAGCUAACCACUAGACUGUAGAAGUAAAAAAACAACUACGGGAACGCUCUAUGGGACCGUAACCAGGGAAAAGUGACAACUCCAACCUCAACCAGUCAGCCCAAGAUCGUGGACGUUAAGGCAGCCCCCAACACCUCUCUGAUUGAGGGGUUGGGUUAGAUGUGGAAGACACAUUUCGGUUAAAUUCAUUCAGUUGUGCAACCCGUUUCCCUUUUACUGUAUUGUCAGCUCACGUUGAUGUUAAGAAUCAUGCCUUGUCAUUUAGAUAAACAUUUUUUAAUAAAUCGAUUGAAUUACAACUCA
Messenger RNA from Salvelinus fontinalis (brook trout), 1623 nucleotides. RefSeq lists its product as uncharacterized. The record is from RefSeq and is a predicted model, not a curated record. The coding region runs from base 258 to 1217 and encodes 319 amino acids. Gene Ontology annotation, molecular function: hydrolase activity, hydrolyzing N-glycosyl compounds. Lineage: Eukaryota; Metazoa; Chordata; Actinopteri; Salmoniformes; Salmonidae. The transcript has 8 exons.